AUGAGGGGGGCAUUAUCACCAAUCGCAGCAGCAGCAGCGUCUGCACUCUUUAAGAGCGCCUUGGCCGCUCCGCUGGUCAAUAUCGACUUGGGGAACUGGACCACGGACCGGUACGAUUACAUCGUGGUCGGCGCAGGCCCGGCAGGAAUAAUUGUGGCAGACCGGCUGAGUGAGACAGGAGGAAAGACGCUCCUCCUCGAACAAGGAGGGCCCUCUUAUGGGAUCACUGGUGGAAGGGAGAGACCUGGCUGGCUAAAUGGGACCGAGCUCAGUCGUGUUGAUGUGCCAGGAUUGUACUCAACCAUCUUCGCCACGGGUUCUGAUACCUUGCUGUGUAAUGAGCGGUAUUCUGCAUACGGAGGCUGCAACUUGGGAGGCUCCUCCUCUAUCAACGCGGGCCUGUUCUUCCAGCCGCCGUCCUCGGAUUGGGACAAUUUCCACCCUUCUGGAUGGAAGAGCUCGGACGUGGCGCCGUCUAUCCAACGUCUAUAUGAGCGCCAGCCAUCGAUCGAGAUCACCUCACAAGAUGGCCAAUUUUAUUCCCAGUCUGGCUACGACGCCGCUCGGAGUUGGCUGGUGGAUGGUGCCGGCUACGCAGAGGUCAAUAUCAACGAGCAGGCGGAUCGGAAGCAGGGCGUGUUCGGCCACACUGAGUACGAUUAUCAUAACGGCCAGAGAGGCGGGCCGGUCACGACGUACCUACAGUCGGCGCUGGGCCGGGACAACUUCUUGUUGAAGAGCAAUGUCACCGUUGUGCGGGCCGUCAGAACCGGCUCAAGAGCGACAGGUGUGCUGGCGACUGUGGGCGGGGCAAAUGUCACCAUCAACCUGACUUCGACUGGCCGUGUCAUUUUCAGCGGCGGGGCCAUGUUCAGCCCAUCCCUAUUGAUGCACUCUGGCAUUGGGCCAGCAGACGCCCUUACGACCCUGGCUCAAGCCGGCGCGCUUGAUCCGUCCCUGACGCCGUCGUUAUGGAUCAACAAUAGCGACGUUGGCAGUGGCCUCUUCGACAAUCCCAACACUUUCAUCGAGCUGAGCAGUCCAUCAGUGCAGUCGUACACAUAUUCCUACGACGGCGCCGCCAUGUCUGACAGAGACCUCUACCUCAACAACCGCUCCGGUCCGUACUCGUCUGCCGGGCAGACCUCGGUGUUCUGGACGUACAUCAACCACACAGACACACCUCCCGCAGGCCUGCAGGGCACGAUUGGCACCGCUGGCGCCUUCGGUUUUACCAACAACAGUACCAUUACGCUCAACGUAUAUGGCACGUCUGGUAUGCUUUCCACGGGGCACGUCGUCCUCAGCAGGAACAAGAACGGCGCCUUCAUACCAGGCCCCAGCAAUGGAAUAUACUAUUCGGACGCCGCAGGCCGCGACGCACAGGACAUUGCACAAUUCAUCUACGAUAUCUUCUCGGCCCUGGACAAGAGCAAAUCGGGGUUGACCCCCCUGAACAUUCCCAAAAACUCUACUGUGGACGAGAUCAAGACGUACAUCACGACUCCGUCCAGCUACGCGGUGGGCUCGGUCCAGCACUGGAGCUCGAGCUGCCGCAUCGGGAGGUGCGUGGACAACUCGACGCGGGUCAUCGGGAUGGAGAACCUGCAUGUGAUUGACGCGAGCAUACUGUCGCCGCUGACAGUCAAUCCUCAAUUUGGUGUGAUGGUCGCGGGAGAGCGGGGCGCGGAGCUAAUCAAAGGAUUAAUGGGACUUUCUAAUUGUACAGAGUCAUCCUUAAUAAGAUAA
Messenger RNA from Cryphonectria parasitica EP155, 1749 nucleotides. RefSeq names its product FAD/NAD(P)-binding domain-containing protein. The record is from RefSeq and is a predicted model, not a curated record. NCBI's taxonomy places the organism in Eukaryota, Fungi, Ascomycota, Sordariomycetes, Diaporthales, Cryphonectriaceae. The transcript has 2 exons. Gene Ontology annotation, molecular function: flavin adenine dinucleotide binding; oxidoreductase activity, acting on CH-OH group of donors. The coding region runs from base 1 to 1749 and encodes 582 amino acids.